This is a messenger RNA of Lottia gigantea (owl limpet), 2706 nucleotides long. RefSeq lists its product as hypothetical. The record is from RefSeq and is a predicted model, not a curated record. Gene Ontology annotation, cellular component: cytosol. Bases 22 to 1698 code for a protein of 558 amino acids. Lineage: Eukaryota; Metazoa; Mollusca; Gastropoda; Lottiidae. The transcript is spliced from 16 exons. Gene Ontology annotation, biological process: glycolytic process; gluconeogenesis; glucose 6-phosphate metabolic process. Gene Ontology annotation, molecular function: monosaccharide binding; carbohydrate derivative binding; glucose-6-phosphate isomerase activity.
CAUUUAUUGGAGAGUAGCGAAAUGGCAGGACAGCAACGAAACCAACUGACAACUGAACCUUCUUGGCAGAAAUUGUCAAGCUUUUUCGAUCGCCAUGGGUCCAAGCUUAACAUUCUGCAGAUGUUUAAUGAGGACCCUCAACGCUUCCAGAAAUACAGUUUAUCUGUGAACACAAAAGAUGGUGAUAUUUUAUUGGAUUAUUCUAAAAAUUUAAUCAAUGAUGAAGUUUUGGGAAACCUUUUUCAGUUGGCAAAAGAAAGAAAAGUGGAAGAAAUGCGAGAUGCCAUGUUCUCAGGUGAAAAAAUAAAUUUUACUGAGAAUCGUGCUGUACUGCACACAGCAUUACGUAAUCAAAGUAAUAAACCCAUCAUGGUUGAUGGAAAAGAUGUGAUGCCUGAUGUUAAUGGUGUACUCCAACAUAUGAGAGAAUUUACUGAGGAAGUGAGAUCAGGGAAAUGGAAAGGUUAUACCGGUCUAGCUAUUACUGAUAUUGUUAAUAUUGGUAUAGGUGGCUCUGAUCUGGGUCCUCUGAUGGUAACUGAAGCCUUGAGACCAUACAAGUCAAACUUGAAUGCUCAUUUUAUCUCUAAUAUUGAUGGUACACAUCUAGCCAAAACAUUACAAGAUCUGAAUCCUGAAACCACUUUAUUUAUUAUUGCUUCCAAGACCUUUACCACACAAGAAACCAUAACUAAUGCCACAUCAGCUAAAAAUUGGUUCCUGGAGAAAGCCAAAGAUCCGUCUGCUGUCUCCAAACAUUUUGUAGCUUUGUCUACUAAUGCUAGCAAAGUAAAAGAUUUUGGUAUAGAUGAAAAAAAUAUGUUUGGAUUUUGGGAUUGGGUAGGAGGUCGUUAUUCUCUGUGGUCAGCUAUUGGAAUGUCUAUUGCAUUAGUUGUUGGAAUGGAUAAUUUUAUUGAUCUACAAGCUGGAGCAUAUUUUAUGGAUCAACAUUUCUGUACAACUCCUUUAGAGAAAAAUUUACCAGUAAUAUUAGCUUUGUUAGGUGUAUGGUAUCAUAAUUUCUAUAAAGCUGAAUCUAUUGCUCUUCUACCAUAUGACCAGUACAUGCAUAGAUUUGCAGCAUAUUUUCAACAAGGUGAUAUGGAGAGUAAUGGUAAAUAUAUAACACGAAGUGGACAACGUGUCAACUAUACUACUGGACCUAUUGUAUGGGGAGAACCUGGUACUAACGGACAACAUGCAUUCUAUCAACUGAUACAUCAAGGUACCAGGCUGAUUCCCUGUGAUUUCUUGAUGCCAGUAGAAACACAUAAUCCUGUACAAGGAGGCUUACAUCAUGAGAUAUUACAAGCUAAUUUCCUGGCUCAAACUGAAGCCUUAAUGAAAGGUAAAACACGAGAUAAAGCUGAAAGUGAGUUAAAGAAGGCUGGUAUGAGUGAAGAACAGAUAACUCAUAUUCUACCACAUAAGGUAUUUGAAGGUAACAGACCAAGUAAUUCUAUCAUGUUCCAGAAGUUGACACCAUUUACUUUAGGUGCCCUCAUAGCUAUGUAUGAACAUAAGAUAUUUGUACAGGGUGUUAUCUGGGAUAUCAAUUCAUUUGAUCAAUGGGGGGUUGAACUUGGUAAAGAAUUAGCUAAAGUUAUACAACCAGAAAUAAAGGGAAGUGAACAAGUCUCAUCACAUGAUAGUUCUACAAAUGGAUUGAUUAAUUUUAUUAAGUCUCAUCGUAAAUAAACUUUUAUUAGUAUAAGGUAGGCCUUAUUAGUACAGUGUAGGACUAAUUAAUAAUGGAUAGGGCUGAUUAGUAUGAGGUAUGUCUAGGUAGUUGGUAGACCUACAUAUUAUUUAUUAUAUUUCAGUAUUAACUAAUUCUCUCAAUGAAUGGUCAACUUUAGAUUGUAAUAAUGAUUAAGAUUUUUAAUAAAAAUCCUACAUUUUCUAAUGGCUAAUGAAGAUGGGUAAUGCUAUCAAGUGUGCAGUAAGGGAAAUUUUACCAGGACAGUAGCAUUAGAUUGUGACAAUCUAUGUUUAAGUAGUAUGAUAAUUAUGUAGAUUUUCUGAAUGUUUUGCUUUAUAUUUACUAUGUUCUUAUUUAUUUUGUUACAAGUUAAGUGGAACUGCAUCAAAUAACUGCUUAAAUCACUAUACCAGCCUUUUCUAGAUUUUAAGGAUUAUGACCUGAAAAUCAGCAUUUCGUCAUCUUUAACCUUGCAAAGAUUGUCAUACUUACUCACUUUUGGUUGAUACACUUCCUCAUGUGAAAAGUUCAUUAGCUGCUACCUAUGUAUUGUCAAAAUGUUAUGGGUUUCAUUUUGCAGUUCAGAUCGUUUGUACUUGUUUUUUGAAAUAUCAAUUUUGUAUUUCACUAUUUCUUAUAGUAAUGUAGGUUAUAACUAAUAUAGAGCGAGAGAUAGAGCAAAAUUUUUUAAUCAAAAGUCAAACAGAUAUUUCUGUACAUCCAGUGAUGGUUCAUUAACUUUCUUUUUUGGUAGAAGGUAUUCUGUUCUAUAAAAGACUACUCUUGUUCAUGUUGGGGGAAAGGAUGCACAUGUAUAUCUUAUAAGACUGAAGUUUUAUAUUUGUAUGUACUGCUCAUUUUGUUUUCAAUUCUAAUCUAUCCAUUGUAAUUAUUAAUGAUAUUUAAAUUUGUUUUCUACGCAUGAAAUGGUAAUGUUUAUUGUAUUGUUUUAAUUAUUAUGUUUUGUCUUAUCUAAUAAAAGGGAUUGUUAUGUAUUGUUUAAA